AUAUAAUGGAACUUUUUGAAAUUACUCAGAUCUAGCGGCUUGAUUGAGUCUAAUUUCCGCAACGCAUUUGGAUUCCGCGCUACCUGUGUCUAGUGUUGAUUGUCAGAUUAUCGUUAUCUCACAGCUGCAGUGUUGCUUAUUAUUUUGGGUUUUCCUCAUUGAUGGAUACAGUGAAAUAUAUUUUGGUUACUGGCGGGGUCAUCAGCGGGAUCGGCAAAGGUAUUAUCUCUAGCAGCAUCGGGACUAUUUUAAAAGCAUACGGAUGGAAUGUUACGUGUAUAAAAAUUGAUCCUUAUUUAAACAUUGAUGCUGGUACAUUCUCCCCCUUUGAACAUGGAGAAGUUUACGUUCUGGAUGAUGGAAGUGAAGUUGACCUUGAUCUGGGAAAUUAUGAAAGAUUUUUAAAUAUAACAUUGACCAAAGAUAAUAACAUUACGACGGGAAAAAUUUAUCAGAAAGUAAUUGAAAAAGAACGUCGUGGAGAUUACCUUGGGAAAACAGUACAAGUCGUCCCACACAUCACAGAUGCUAUUAUUGAAUGGGUCACAAAUGUUUCUCGAAUUCCAGUAGAUGAAAGUGGUUCAACCCCAGAGGUAUGCAUCAUUGAACUUGGUGGUACAAUCGGCGAUAUUGAAUCUAUGCCGUAUGUUGAGGCCUUCAGACAAAUGCUUUUUCGAGUGGGAAGUGUCAAUUUUUGUUGCGUACAUGUCAGUCUAGUACCUCAGCUUCAGUCUGUUGGAGAGCCUAAAACCAAACCUACCCAAGUUAGUUUCUAUUUAUUCCUUAGCUUAGUAAAGUAUUGUUCCAAUUUUAUAAACAUGCAUCAUAUAUAUGUGGUUGAUCACAUACCAGAAACAUCGGGUUUUAAACCGUUUUACACAUGAUUCCACCCAUAUUUUCGUUAGGACAUUAUGUGUAGCCUUAAUUAUCUAGUUUAUUUGCAUAUUAUGAACCAGUGCCAAGACCUAAGAACUGUGAGUUCGAGCUGUUUACCAUCGUAUGCCCAAUUUCAUAAGGGAUUAUGUUGUUUGUUCUGGUAAAUUUCUGUGGUGGUAGUGAAUUUUGGUAUUGUUCUGAGGAUAUUUCUGGUUAUUAAAAUGAAUAAUAGAUAAUUAAUCGGUAUACUAUGCACAAAAAUGCAAUUAACUCAUUCACCAGAUACGUGAGUAUGAGCCACACAAAGUGUUAGAGCUGGUGGUACAAAUACCCGGCUUCCCAUAUCAAAGUACAUGGGGCAGGGUGUAAACUCAGCUACCGAAAGUCUAACGUCUUAACCAUUAUGUAACUGCGCAACUAAUAACCAUUCACAGAUCUGAAUUAUUGGCAAUCUUGAACCAGCAUCAAAUGAUAGCAAACCUGAUGAGCAAAAGUUUUCUUUCUAGAAGAUUGACGCUUUUAAACGGUGUUUUUACGCAGAAAUGAACAUAACCACAUGUUAUUUAACAUAAGCGAUUGGACUCAUGAACCAAUAAACUUAAAAACCUAACUAUCAAGCUUGAUUCUCGGAAAUCACAACCAGAUGAUUAGGAACACUUUUAAGCCAACAAGCUCACUUCAAUCAAUUUUAUGCAAACCAAAUAAAAUGACUAAAGAAAAGUUAAACAUCAUCUGUAAAAUAAAUUGCUCUAGCUAUCAGAAACAUUGCAUCAACCAAAGUAACCAUCCUCUUUAUCACCAUCUCCAUGAACAAUUAGUUGUCACAAGUAACGCCAUGCCUUCUUUCAUACCAAUGUGGAUAUGCGUUCGGCUAUAGAAAUGUUCCUAUCACAGACGGAAAGAGUAGAUAAAGGACUAGGUAACUUUUAGAGUUUUGGCACCCAGGUCAAUCAGGAAUCGUUGAAGAUAUUGCAAUGGAUCCAAUUUCUCAACCAAUUGCAAAACCAUAAAUAACCAUAAGACCAAGAACUAAACCAAGAUGGAAGACAAUUAAAGCAAAUGUCCAAACAAUGAAAUAACCUCUAUUGACAACAACCAAUCAGAUAAUCUUCACAAAAAAGCUGUUAGUCACAUAUAGAGAAAUUCCAGUAACUCACUUCUGUCUGAAGUUUUUGUGGAAGAUAUUCUUUGGAAAGAUACUUCAAAGAACUUAGCUCCACCGAAAUUUUUUUCAGUGUAAGCUUUAGUUGUAGCCUCGUAGUUAAACAACUCAUCUCUGAAGCUAGUUUGUGUGUCCGGACCCAACAUUGCCUACCUUAGUUUAAGGAGCCAAAUAGUUUAAUCUGACUGUCUUACUAAACAUAUAACUGAAAGUCGAAUGCAUGACCUUUCAGUCAGUGAUCUUGAGUGCUGUUAGAGGUAUGAGGGCAGUUAUCAGCUCCCGGCUACCCACAUCAUGGAAAGGUUCUUCUAGAGGUACCUGAAAAGGAAAUCGGGUUAGAGGUGGCCUUAGUGACCCGAGAAAGUGACCGCAGUGCUCGAGGAACGACUGCCUGAGACUGGUCACACACGAUCUUUUUGUGAGUAGUGUUCGUGUUAGCUCAGUACUUGUUGGGACCUUACCUCCGGAGACGGAAAUCUGUGGGAUAAGGUGAGGUGUGCAUUUUUAGGGUCGACCUUCUCUAACUACAUCCUUUCUUGUAGGAAGACAGCAUCGACGUAAUGCUAGUUGCCUGAAGGAAACACCUUACUGCCAUCACACCUCCGUACAGUCGGCAAUAAAACUUCGCCCUCGGACCUUAGGUUUGCUGCUUUUAAUCUUACUGCUCUUCAACCGACUUGUCUGACAUGGUAGGACCGUGAGGAACGAUUGUUCCAACCAGUAUAGCUCGAUUGGUUCAUUACGAUAGGUGAGCCCGACCACCACGUCAAGGUAGCAGCAAUGGUCGGGCAUGAUCUUUACUAAGGUGCAUCAACAGCAAAUAAUUUCCAGGCUCACAGCUAUGACGGAUAAUACACUUAGUAGAAAUGAGUGGGAACUGUCAAGGUAGAUAUUUACUAGCAGAUUUUCUCUGCAUAUAUUAAAAUUUUUUUAAUCUUUUCUUUACAGCUGUUUUAUUCAUUUAACGGAAUUGAGGUAUUUAUUUCUACGGAGAUUUACUUUUUUUUAAUGGAUAUAUUAAAAUCUCUCCGUAACCUAUACUUAUUGGUUUGCUGUUAUAGGUGAAUGUUGUCGAUUUAUUAUUUUUUUGGUACUGCAUAUAUUUUACUUUUAACCGUUAACAGUCUCUCUCAAAUGCUAACUUGAAAAUAAACGCAGUACGUUUUUCCUCAUCCUAUUCUCUGUCAAUAGAAUGUAGCUUUUCUGAUUUAAUUUUCUUUUAGCUUUUUUUAAAUUGCAUCUGUCUAGUUCACUAAACAGUACUCCUAAGUAUGAGGAGAUUGGUAUCAUUCGUUCUUACGGACUAUAGUAAUACUAAAUAUUUACUACAUGUGGUUUUAUUUAUAUUUUAGUUGUAAAUGAUUGAUAUUUAAUCAUUCACCUGGUAAAAAGUUCAUACCUUUCUAUUUUUCUGCCUAUCGAAUGAAAACACUUCGAUUUAUAAUAACCAGUGAUUAAUGAAUCUAUUCUAGUGGUGGUUUUCAUUGUUAAUUAAUGUAGUCUAGAUAGCUUUUUUCUUACUGAGCAUCACUAGUUGUUCCAUUCAUGCACUACUGAAGAUAUUCAAAGGAAAAUGGAAUAACUUUCCUACGCUCCGUAAUUUUGGAUGUAUUUUUUUCACUGAUAUCAAUCUGUCGUAAGAUAUCUUACACCAAACAACUAAUAAUCAAAUCCCCCGAGCUCCAGGUAUAAGUAUAUAGUAUAUAGCUACGCUAUCGUAUAUUGUACAUGACAUUUUUGUCGAAAUUAAACUGUAUGAGAAAAUUAAAUUUGUUUGACUUCGCGCAAUUUUAAAUGACAUCCAACCUGUACAUUUAUUUACAAACUUUAUUAUGGGUUACAUUGCAAAUUCAUCCUGAAUUCAACAACGUUAUGUGGUAGAGUUGUGCGUUAGAAAGAUUGUUCGUAUCAGUAUUUAUGAUUCAGGUAACGUAAGAUUAGUUAGAUUAGCAAGCGAUUCCUAAUACGAAGUUGUUAAUUGAGAUAAAUUCCAAUUGUUCAAAUAUGUUGAUACAUUAUGUACUUCAAAUCCUGCUCUAUUAGUUUACGUGGAAGGAUUUUCUUACUUGUCUAUUUAUUACGUUUUAGUAAGCUGAAAACUUUUUCAAACAGAACCAUUGAUUUCUUCGUAGAUAUUGCAAACUAUUUUUUUAACCUAUAAUUUUCUUUACCUCGUAUCGAAUUUAUUGGCAAGCGUACGUGAACUGCGUGCCUGCGGCUUACAUCCAGAUCUUCUUAUGUGUCGUUGUAGUUCACCGCUACCCUCUAGUGUCAUCAACAAAAUCAGCCUAUUUAGUCAAGUUGCAGUAGAACGUGUUAUUGUUUCCUUAGAUGUUAGUGAUUUAUAUGAAGUGCCUUUACGAUUAAAUGAUCAAAAUUUAUGCUCAAUACUACUGGAGCAUUUCCAAUUGAAUCCUAAACUACACAUUGAAUAUCCAAUUCUUGGGAAAUGGAAAGCAUUGACUCGUCAAAUGGAGCUGGCAUCGGAAGUUGUCCAUAUAGCUAUAGUUGGAAAAUAUACCAAACUUAGUGACGCUUAUUUGUCAUUGUUGAAGGCUCUUCGUCAUGCUGCAAUUUAUACAAAUUUAAAACUGGAUCUUUCACUUGUGUGUGCUGAAGAUCUCGAAGAAAACACCCGUAUCGUGAGUCCAGAUGCAUUUCAUCAAGCUUGGCUCACUUUGAGUAGCUCUAAUGCUGUUGUUGUUCCUGGAGGUUUUGGUCAGCGAGGUGUUGACGGGAAACUAGCUGCUAUACGCUUCUGUCGAGAAAGAGGUGUGCCGUUUUUGGGUCUUUGUUUGGGCCUCCAAUGUGCUGUGAUUGAAUUUUCCAGAAACGUACUUGGUUGGAAAGACGCUAAUUCCACCGAAUUUGACCCAAAUACCACUCAUCCAGUGAUCAUUGAUAUGCCUGAACAUAAUUCCGGAAUUAUGGGUGGAACAAUGCGACUUGGUCGACGCCGUACAUUGUUGUAUCUAUCGGAAAUUUCUAAAUCAUACUUACAACGUACCUACAAAUGUUCAGAACUUAUAUGUUCUCACUUAGAUUCACAAUCAAAAGUUUUAUCUGAAUGUAGAGCGAAUGAUUCAUACACUUCAUCGAAAACCUUUAAUUCAGAUAGUAUAAUGCACCGGUUAAUUAAUGCACCAUACUUUGAUGCGCGUCAUCGGCACCGGUAUGAAAUAAAUCCAAAAUAUGUCGAUCAACUCGAAGAAUCAGGUCUUAUUGUUGUUGGUCGAGAUGCAGAAGUUGGCAAUCGUAUGGAAAUCAUUGAGCUAUUACAACCUUUGCAUCAAUUUGAAAAUGAUUCGGAUUUAGAAAAUAAAUGUCCUACUCGACAUCCUUUCUUCGUAGCUACUCAGUUCCAUCCUGAAUAUACAAGUCGACCUACUCAUCCAUCAAUUUUCUUUGUUGGACUUGUAUUAGCUGCAUCUAAGCGUUUGAGUGCUUAUGUUCACAAUCCUUUUCGACUUAGUCCUACUCAAUUUGUAUUGGAUGAAGAUGAUAAAAAAGAUACUGUGGAUCUAUUUAAAAUAAGUCCACCUAAAAAACUAAAGGAUACAGUCAGUUACUGCAGUAGGGAAUCUACCAGUACCUGCAUUAUGGAUUCAAUCGAUAGUAGUAAGGUGACAAGCUCAGUCAACACUGAUUUUUAAGAGGAGUUGACACUAGUUUCUCAGUGAGGUUUGUUUUUUUUCUAUCUCAUCCUUUUUCAAGUUUUUUAUGCUCGUGUAAAACCACGUGUUAUUGAUUCGUUCUGUCUUUUUACCUGUCACUGGGCAAAAUGCAUGAGCCUAACUUGCUUAUCACAAUUGAUAUUCGUGGUCUAUUUAUGAUAUCAUGGUGAAUUAUUGAUACGUUCUGAUUAGUUGUUUUAUUGCAUAGGAUGAAAUAGUAUUCCAGUGCCUAAUUUCCAGUGUCUGUCAGCUAACAUCAAGUUUUAAUUCUUUUUACUUAUGAAUUCAGUAUUUAAAAGUAGUUUUUGAUUUUGCUUUAUCCGUGGAACCAAUUUCAGACUUUGCCAGUAUUUUAGAUGUGUUGUAUCAAAUUUUGACAAACACAACAGCUUAGAUAAUUGUGUUAAUAUAAAGUGAGUUUCGACUUUAAAAUAUUUCAAUAGUAAGACAAUUAGUCUGGGAUUUUUAUCAUCCCAUUAUCUUGAAAAUCUGUCUCAAAGGUUUUAUUAACUAAGACGAGUAAAUCUAGUCUUUGUUAUGCUUCUCAUUGGUAAGAAACUCGGUUAAGAAGUAAGAGAGUAACUUACUAAUUGGCGACUUCUGAAUAUGUUGUUCAAAUCAUUUAUUAUAGUGAGAGUUUUUGUGUAUAUUUGGUUGUCAUCAUGAUCAAUAUUUGGCUACUCGAUAGAUGAUGCAAAAAAAAAUAUAAUGUGGUCGAUCGAAAAUCACUUAAAAACUGAACUAUUGACGCGAAUCCGCGAAUGAGUUGGCACCAAAUCCAGUGACUGUCAUACUUAUUUAUGCGAAUGCAGGAGUUUUUUAGAGAGUGACAAACUUUCGUAGUUUACAUCACGAACUGAUAUUAGAUAAACCACCACUAAGAACUAGGAAUGAUUGAACAAUUGUUUUGUCCUAGUGUGGGACUCUGCGGUGCAAACUAUAAAAGUUCACCAACUCCACAAAAUCCCUGUACUACUAAUAAUUCCACACUCACUAGUGAUUAACUUUUAGAUCCGACGUUUCAAGUCCUAGUGAGAAACCGUGACUAGUAGUGUACAACCAUAUUGGGUGUAAAAUAGUUAUCCACCACAGGUAAUGAAAAAUGGCCGCUCAAUAUUGCAAAUUAAAUGAAGUUAUUAGGCAUCUACACAACUGGGUUUCUGCUCAGUGCUCUACAGGUUAAGUGUUCGUGCGCGGGACCGAAAGACAUGGGUUCGACUCCCUUUGGUGGAGUCAUGGAUGAAUACUCUCGAUGAAUUCUCUACUGGAACGAAAUAGCUGUCCAGUAUCUCCUGUUUAUGUAAGAAUAAGAUCCAAUCAUCAAUGAUUAGAAUAGUAGGUGGGUAUAUUUGUUGUUGUUCUGAGAUUUAAUUUUAUUACUUCAACACAUAUCCCUCUUGUUUAUUUUUCGAUGUCUUUCUAUUUCUGUUUAUCAUCUUUUAGUGUACUGUCGUCGCUGUGUUGUGAAAGUCCGGUUUUUAUUUAAAUCCUUCUUAGACUAAUAAACUUAUUUUUAAUUGAAACUUCACCUUUUUGUGCUCCAAAAAUUCUAAUUAUCUACUUCACUUCUUAAAGAGAAAAAUGCAAAGUAACUGAUCACAAAAAAUGUAGUUUUCUGUAAUGUAAAUCCAUCAAGGAAAUUCGUUGUAUACUAAUAACUAUUUUUGAUAGAAGAGAUUUAUUUUUAUAUGAAUAGUUAUUUUUCAUCUGAAAUAAAAUAAAAAAUUCUAUCGAAGAAGAAUAAUGCCGUUUGAUACGUUUAUCGCCUUCUAAUUUUGUACUAAGUCAAUAUAAAUUGUUCGUAGUACGUUUUCCUAUCCAUGUUAUACGUCAAUUUUCUCUAUGGUCUAUGUUAUGUUUUUCUUUUUGUUUCGUCGUAUUAAAAUUUUUUCAUAAUUAUCCACAUUUGACAUUUUUUUUCAAAGAUGAACAGGCUUAAUUAUUUAAUCACCUUCUUCUUUAUUAAUAAGUCAUACAAAUUUUAAAGUGCUAAAGUAACUCAUCUCUUCAAUGCAUUUGAUUCCUUACAAAUUCCAUUGUAAGAUUUAGAAAUAAAAUAAGCUAAGUUUACUAUAUUGUUGUUGUUUGUUUCUCUUUUAAAUACAGUACACAAUAAAAAAGGUUUUAUACUGUCUUUAUUAGUUUAUUCAAUUCAAAUAAAUAAAAACAAUUUAAUUUCAUUAGUUCUUGUGAAAUGAAAAAGUUUCUUGAGACAAAGUUAUAAAUGAGUUUCGUGAUAGUGGUUAAAAUAGGUGAUUAAAUGCAGCGAUAACUUGAAAUCUAAUCGUUUCAGGAUAUCUCGGAUAUGUUUACACCAUCAUCAUGUCUCAGUAACUGAUAGACA
Schistosoma haematobium is the source of this 8056-nucleotide messenger RNA. It is a transcript of the gene CTPS2, whose product is annotated as CTP synthase 2. Gene Ontology annotation, cellular component: cytoophidium; cytoplasm. The transcript is spliced from 6 exons. Gene Ontology annotation, molecular function: identical protein binding; CTP synthase activity. The record is from RefSeq and is a predicted model, not a curated record. Gene Ontology annotation, biological process: pyrimidine nucleobase biosynthetic process; CTP biosynthetic process. Lineage: Eukaryota; Metazoa; Platyhelminthes; Trematoda; Strigeidida; Schistosomatidae. The coding region runs from base 4276 to 5691 and encodes 471 amino acids.